This is a messenger RNA of Portunus trituberculatus (swimming crab), 2716 nucleotides long. RefSeq lists its product as uncharacterized. Lineage: Eukaryota; Metazoa; Arthropoda; Malacostraca; Decapoda; Portunidae. The record is from RefSeq and is a predicted model, not a curated record. Bases 1 to 1299 code for a protein of 432 amino acids. The transcript is spliced from 4 exons.
AUGGGGAGCAUCCCUUUGGGACAGACCUGUGAGGACAAAGACUUGGGUAUUGUAAGUCUAGACCUAAAACCUUCAACACAAGAGCAUGACAAGCUAGUUGAUGAGCUGAAUACGGAGGUAUGGAGGCUAAGCAAGGAAAAUGAUAUGCUAAAGGAAAGGAAUAGAGCCUUGGAGAGUCAACCAAAAGCAAAGUUGUACCGAUGUCUCUUCCCACGCCCCACCGUUCAUCAUCCUCUGGUGGGAAAAAGAGGAGACGAUCCUGUGGAUGAAUUCACCCUUCCACAAAAUGACGCUUCGCUCCCAGGGACCAGUCAGGCCGCCACCGCCACGUCAGCACAGCCUUCUGUGUCUGACGACCGGGUUGCCCUGGAUAGACUGUCUACCCUCGUGUCUGGCCUUAUCGAAAAGUUGGACAGGGACACCGGGACUGACUUCAGUGGCUUUCAUGCCCUCUCUUCCUCGGAAGAGGAGGAAGUUUUUGUUCCUCCGACUCCGUGCACGAGCCAGCCUGACCCUCUUGACAGCCUGGACCAGCUUGGGCGUGAGGAGGGUGCAGAUGAGGAUUUCCUGAGGGCUUUGAGUGACCUUUCUGGCCAUUUCCAUGGCGAGGAGAAAAAGGGAGACCCGCUGUCUGACCAGUUGGCCACCAUCCUCAACGCCAGUCUUCGCCGUCGACCUUUGUCAGAGAGUGUGAAGUUAACUUGUGGAAAAAUCAAGCUUCCGAGUAAUGUGCCGAACCUCGCUGUGCCUGUGACAAACGCGGCGAUAACUAAGGCCAUGAGUGUAAACGGGAGGCUGGUAGAUACCAAGCUUUUCCAGACUAAUUGCCUACUGACAAAGGCAUUAGUCCCUAUUGCUGUGUGUCUUGAUGAUAUUGGGAAAAAGAAGGACAAGAGUUUGGCUUGUUAUUUAGAUGGCCUUAAUAGUUGUUUGCGCCUUCUCACUUCAGCGGUGAAUUACCUAAAUCAGCUGCGCAAGGAUGUUGCCCGUAUCCAUGUCCGUGACUCGGCCAUGGUUGAUCUCUGCAAGUGGGAAUGUGAAGUUGGUCAGCAGGAGUUAUUCCCCUUUGACGUUACCAAGAAAUGUGAGGAGAUCCACAAGGCAGGCCGGCUGGGCAGGCCGUCUUUUCGCCCACCUGCUAAGUCAUCUGGCAAAAGGUACUCUUCCUUUUCCCGCACAACCCACCGGUCUUCUCAGGCUCACCACCAGUCCCGGCCUCGUUCUCAGACUCGGCCUUUUUUCGCCCAGCGGCCACCCCAGGGGAGGGGGAUGCACGGGCCGAAGCUACACCAUCAGUAAUCUCUCCGCCUUGUAUCCAGAACUCUUCGGAAACUGCAGGACGACAAAGCAACAGCUCUGAUGAUUCUUCCAUUAUGGUCGACUCAAGUAUGGUUCCCAACAGCUUUGCAGUUGCUGACAGAAGAUCCAGUUUUGCUUCCUCGCUGUCCCCUGUUUCUCCCUCAGCAACCAACUCUACCACACCCUCGGGCUCAGGGGUUGGUUUUGACAGCGAUGGUGCUCUCAGGGCAGCAUUCACGGAUCGCGGCCUUUCGCCGGAGGUUGCCCAGUUUUUGCUUCACUCCUGGAGAUCUAGCACUAAGGCACAAUAUGGGCCGCAUAUCAAGAGAUGGUUGUUAUUUUGCCUCAGAAGGGAAGUUGAUCCACUUCAGCCAUCUGUGAGUAUUCUAUUAGAUUUCCUUUUGUUGGAAUUUAAACGCAAGACAGGUCGUGGAUACAGCUCCAUGAACACCAUUCGCUCAGCCAUCUCAGUUAUUGCUACUAUUGACGGCCGUCCGGCAGGACAACAUCCUUUAGUCACGCGAUUUAUGAAGGCAGCUUUCCUGGAGAGACCUUCUUUUCCCCGCUCUCAUACAACUUGGGAUCCUCAGAUAGUGUUAGAUUUUUUUUGUGGUCUUGGUCCUACUGUGGACUUGUCUCUUCUUCAAUUGUCCAGAAAAUUAGUUACUCUUAUGCUUUUGUUGUCGGGCCAUCGUGGUCAAAUCUUACAUUUGCUAGACAUUAGGAACAUGUCUCUCAUGGAGUCACAGGUUGUUUUUGGGAUUGGGGAUUUGUUGAAGACUUCUCGUCCUGGGGCCCACAUAUCAAGUUUGGUUUUCGACGCCUAUCCACAUGACAGCUGCUUGUGUAUCGUUGACGCCAUCAAGCAUUACCUGGAUAGGACUAGAUCCAUCAGAGGAUCACUUACAGGGUUUUUCCUGACUACGCGACCUCCGGUGAGGUUGGCUUCUAAGGAUACAUUGCGUCGUUGGGUAAAGGAUGUGAUGAGAGCUGCUGGCGUUGAUGUUACUGUUUUCUCUCCCCACUCUACUAGGUCAGCCUCUUCCAGCAAGGCAGCCCGGAGGUUGCCCCUUUCUACAAUAGUCUCCACCAUUGGAUGGGCCAGGGAGUCUACCUUUACUCGGCAUUACCACAAGCCUCUUUCUCAGCCUGGCCAGUUUGCAAGGGCGGUUUUGUCCUAAUGGUUCUGAGAUUGUCUCUUGUUUAAUAUUUGUAAGGCCUUGUGGUCACUUUUCUUUGGUUUGCCAUUAUACUUUUGUAUUUGUAUGUAUCUGGGAUUGGGUCCCACAUUUUUUGUAUAACGGGUUGUAUUAUAAUUAUUAGCACUGUGGCUUACAUUGGUUUGUAUUGUUUGUCACCUGGACAAGUUUUGUAAGGUCACUUUGGGUUUCAAUACAUGGGCUAUGCCUUACUCUGU